AUGUUAAUAAGUAAGAGUGUGCUACUGAGUCAAGUGCAAAAUAAAUCAUGUGGUCAAUUUUCGUGUCAAGUGCGUAGUCUAUUUUUAUGUGUCGCUGCAACAUUCGAGUACACCAACAAUAACAAGCACAACAUCAAUUUCAUUCGUCAAUAUCAUUCGUUGCGAAGCAAUUUAGCAAACAAUAAUACGGCUCGUUUAGCAACAACACCGAAUGCAUCGUAUGCGAAUCGCAAUUAUUCGCGUUUCUCCGCCAAUACGAUACUCACUGGAACAGCAAUGAUGAAGCUCACUGAUUACGAUUGCAUCGGAUUCGAUUUGGACAAUACGUUGCUACGCUACAAACUCACGGAAAUGGUCGAGCUGGAAUACCGUGUACUCUCACAUUUCCUCAUUGAUGUCAAAGGUUAUCCGAGUAAAUAUCUAGAGCGACCAAUGGUGGAAAAUAUCGACUUUUUGCAAAAGGGACUGAUAAUCGAUUUUGCACGCGGAAACAUUCUGAAAAUCGCAUAUGACGGCUAUAUUUCGAAAGCAUGCCACGGCACAAGGCAACUGACCGAUGAUGAAAUCGUUGAUAUUUAUGGCAAAGACCGGAGCUGGCAGGUAACAAGCGACUUUUGCAAGAAUUUAUUGGAAGCAUGGCAUGGACCGUUGGCUGACGACAUGAGAACGCUACUCGAUUACUUUGAUAUGCCUGCAUCACUGGUAUUCGCACGAAUUGUCGAUACACUUGAUGAUGCCAACGGCAACAGACCACUACCGAAAUACAACAUUUGGCCCGAUAUACUCGAUGGUUUGGGUGAGAUUUUUACGUGGGAGCAUUUCGAAAAUGAUCGAAGCAAGUAUUUUGCCAGUGUUAAAUCAGAUCCAGGAAAAUAUAUCCAUCGAUCGUCGGACGCACUGAAAAAAUGGCUAACGGAAUUGCGAAAACACAAAACGAUAUUUUUAUUGACCGGUUCACACGUAGACUUUGCUAGUUUCACGUCCAGCUAUGCAUUUGGAAAGGAUUGGCGCAAUUACUUCGAUGUCAUUGUAUGCUAUGCUAAAAAACCUGGAUUUUUCACGAAAGAUCGCGCAUUUUUGCGCUCACACGAUACCGAAGAAACAAACGAAGAAAUCGAUCCGUCAAAACUGAAACUAGGCGAUGUGUAUACACAAGGCAAUUGGAAUGGUUUGAUGCAGUGUUUAGCUCAAAAGUCCAAAACAACCACUCCAAAAGUUCUUUAUGUUGGUGACAAUUUGAUACAAGACGUUUACUCGCCCAAUGAAUAUUCAAAAGCCGACACGAUUGCGCUUGCCGAAGAGAUGAUGGCCGAAGGAAUGACCGGACGUGCAUCGGAACAUAAAGAUAAACGAUUACUCACGUCUCCAUUGUGGGGCACAUACUUUUUAGCAAGCAACGAUGAACCAACCAUUUGGCUCGAAAUCAUUCGCAAACAUGCAAAGCUCUGUGUUCCGAAUUUGGAUUUUAUCGCUGCUCAUCCGAUCGACCAAGAAUUCAAGAUUUUUACCCAGAAAAUGUGUACAAAUGGCUUCUAUCCGAACGAACCGCUUUGCUUCACAAAAUAGAUUACCAACACAUUCAAAGGGUCUAUAUGAAUAUAACACUAAAAUAUCGAUUUAAUGUAAAGACUCUACGCAAAUUUACCAUAAAUUUAAUUCAAAAUGGAUUUUAAUUAAAUCUAUGUGAUUUUUCUUUUUUGCUGAUUUCGAACUAUAGUAGAUUACACAACACAGAUAUACAACAUACCAGUUUCUUUACCAUAUAUCAAACACACACACACGUUUCUUCUGUUACUAGAUGUAAAAUAGAUUCUGACCACUUCUUAUUUUUAAAAUAGACAAUAAAUGUAAUGAAUAAUGCAUAGCUACGAAUAAAGAUAUGGAUUGUCAUUGUAA
Sitodiplosis mosellana (orange wheat blossom midge) is the source of this 1896-nucleotide messenger RNA. RefSeq names its product 5'-nucleotidase domain-containing protein 1 (gene Nt5a). Bases 1 to 1566 code for a protein of 521 amino acids. NCBI's taxonomy places the organism in Eukaryota, Metazoa, Arthropoda, Insecta, Diptera, Cecidomyiidae. The record is from RefSeq and is a predicted model, not a curated record. Gene Ontology annotation, molecular function: 5'-nucleotidase activity. The transcript has a single exon.